Molecule: messenger RNA, 847 nt
Organism: Suillus clintonianus
Lineage: Eukaryota; Fungi; Basidiomycota; Agaricomycetes; Boletales; Suillaceae
Exons: 2
Molecular function (GO): protein binding
Source: RefSeq, a predicted model, not a curated record
GACACAACUGCUUCAACUUUCUCAAAACAGCCUGACGAUGGCGGUUGCAAUUGGGUUCUUGUCGCUCCCGACAGAGUUGAUAUGUUUUAUUUUAUCCCUCCUUCCUCCCAGGGACCUUUGUCGCUGUGCAAUAACAUGCAAAGCCGUACGGGAUGCAGCCCAGAAUUCCAUCCAUGUCCAAUACAAGCUUGAGCUACAUGCUCAGGGCUUCACUGAGACCGCUGCCCUAGACUCGAUCGAUGUCAACAGAAAGAUGUCCUCACUCAAGAGAUUGGCAUCCUUGUGGCGAUCUGGUUUCCACACCAACACUAUUUUCCAAGAUACAAAUACAACGUCCCCUGUCAGCGUCAAUCUCCCAGGGAGGCAAUACGUGAAGUGUGGGAUUUGGUGGAUGUGGGAGAACGAAAAUAUCUUUAUUCGGGAUUGUAACACAGAUAGAAAACUAUCCCAUCCGUUCCCCAGACACGAACGUUUGUCCCAGGAUCGGUUUUCGGGAUCGGUGAGAACAGUUGUCCUCGAUCCCAUUCAGGAUCUUGUGGUCGUAAUCCCCAUGCCUGGUUUAUGCACUGUGACCGGUACCGAGCAAGAUCAUCACAUCUUUACGGUGGAGGUUCGAAUGACUUCAUCCCUGCUUCCGCAUCCGGAUUCUGUGGACGCUUCCUUGAAGUGCAAACAUUCUUUUGAUGCAUCUGGCCAAUACCGUGCUGCUUUCUUGCACGAUCCUGCGAUUUGUGGGGAUCGUGUAGUCGUCCUCUAUAGAAUGCUCAAACUCAACUCGCCGGCCAACAUGGCGCAGUCCGACAUGUUCAUACAAGUGAUAAAUUGGAGGAAAGGGUAUGCGGAGGCU